AUGAAGUGGAACCAAAAGUUUUGGACUCCGCGUCCUUCGCUCACCAAAGAUGAGAUCAUCAAGGCGGAAUUCUCUGUUGGUUUAGUGCCUUCUUCCCGCUUCGGACUCGCUCUUGUGUGUCUCCUCACCAUGAUGAAUUUGUUCCUCUUACGAACACAUUUCAACUUCGCCAUGGUAUGUAUGGUCAAACAGUCGACGCCAGACUAUGAAGCCAUAGACCAAAACAUUGUCCCCGAGUCGCAACCCAUGAUUCCUUCGUCAACGAUGACAACGAACCCGGGCCGAGGAAAAGAGAACCUUUUCGGAGACAGCGACCCCUUGUUUGGAUUGCGGCUUAAAGAUGAGUCUGAACGACGCGUUGUCGGCUUGAGGUCGCUCCUAGUCGUUGACGAAAAUGGCGACACCGACAACAUGAACAGCGCGGGGUUUCAGUGCUCGGAAAAUUACCCCGCUGAGAAGCUGAGCUACGAGGGAGAAUUCGAAUGGACGAGACCAAUGCAAGGAACCCUGUUUGGAUCCUUCUACUACGGCUACAUUUCUUCAAUGGUCAUUGGAGGCAUGAUAGGGGACCUGGUGAGUGCCAAAUGGCUCAUGCUUUUUGGCACGUCACUCACGGGUUUGCUGACUUUGGCAGUCCCAGGCGCUGCAAGAAUGAGUCCCCACGCACUCGUCGCUGUUCGGGCUGUUCAAGGCAUCAUUUCAGGCAUGUCUGUGCCGUGUGUGCAUCAACUCGUAGCCAGUUGGUCAUCACCCACCGAAAGACCCGUGCUCAUGGGCCUCGCUUACUCGGGGGUCUCAUUGGGUUACGCCCUUUCAUCCCCGUUUGCUUCCUUUUUCUGCUCCAGUUCUUCCACGGGAUGGCCUUGGAUAUUUUACGUUUCAGGAAUCUGGAGUUGUUUGUGCACUAUCCUCGUCUACUUGUUCGUGUACGAUUCACCAGCUCAACACCCAAGAAUUUCGCAGGAAGAAAAGGAAUAUUUAUUGACAGUGGCUCCUCAUUCGCAAGAGAAACGGGACACUGAGAAGCACAAGAUCCCGUGGGCAAAAUUGCUGACGUCUUUACCUUUCAUCGCAAUUUGCGUGUGUCACUUCUGCAUCAACUGGGGAUUUUACGUUCUCGCCAUUAUGCUGCCGACUUACAUGAGAGACGUGCUGAAAUUCGACGUUCGAGAAAAUGGGAUGCUUUCGGCCUUGCCAUACAUCGGUACAGCAGCGAUUCAACUUACAAUGGGCAGACCGAUUGACUGGGUUAGACGAAAUCGAAAGCUAAGCAUCACAACCAUCAGGAAGGUUUGCAAUACUUUCGGGAUGGGAGCCCCAGCAUUGGCACUUCUCACCCUGGGUUCCGUGGGUUGUGCUGAGCGGUACUUUGGGGUGGCACUCACCAUAGCUGCUCAGUCCCUUCUCGGGGUCUGUUUCGUGGCGGGGUUUUUCGUGAACCACGCGGACUUGGCACCUCGUUACGCUGGUACCAUGAUGGGCAUUACCAACACCGUUGGCAACAUCCAGGGAUUUCUGGCGCCACAGCUCACCACACUCCUCACCCCCAACGGCACCCGGGAAGAAUGGCUGGUGGUGUUCUAUAUUGGAGCCUUCAUGUACCUUUUCGGAGCGGGGUUCUUCCUUUUCUUCGGGUCAGGAGAGCUCCAACCUUGGGCCACUCUCUCAAAUCAUGGUUUGGAAUCAGGUUCACGAGGCAACGCCGACACCACCAGCAUCAGAGCCCGACACCCGUCAUCCGGGGCGCCGGAAGAACAAGACCCCAACGGUCCGAUUUCCGCCGACGAGCUUAAAGCCAGGCUCAACGACGCCAUUGUGGCGGCCGGGAUGAAGCGGUCCAACAGCAGCAGCCUUGCUGGCGGCGACACAGACCUCGGCGCUAUCGUCGUGGGCGGCGGCGGCGGCGGCGACGACGACGACAGCACCGUGUGUCGGCGCCUGAGUCGCAGUCACUUGAAGCCCAUGGUGCCCGACUCCUGUGAAGGGUUCGACGAAAAGGGCUGGUGA
This is a messenger RNA of Notodromas monacha, 2007 nucleotides long. The record is from the annotation of a GenBank genome assembly. NCBI's taxonomy places the organism in Eukaryota, Metazoa, Arthropoda, Ostracoda, Podocopida, Cyprididae.